This is a messenger RNA of Trichoderma reesei QM6a, 1755 nucleotides long. RefSeq names its product endonuclease. Gene Ontology annotation, molecular function: DNA binding; 3'-flap endonuclease activity; crossover junction DNA endonuclease activity. Bases 1 to 1755 code for a protein of 584 amino acids. Gene Ontology annotation, cellular component: Holliday junction resolvase complex; nucleus. Gene Ontology annotation, biological process: mitotic intra-S DNA damage checkpoint signaling; DNA catabolic process; resolution of meiotic recombination intermediates. The record is from RefSeq and is a predicted model, not a curated record. The transcript has a single exon. Lineage: Eukaryota; Fungi; Ascomycota; Sordariomycetes; Hypocreales; Hypocreaceae.
AUGGACGACUCGGAUUGUGCCAACCCCCAGUUCCUCGCCUGGGUCAAGGAGUGGCUGGACGUCGCCAGGGAACGCAACUCCAAAGGCAUCACCGCAUACAAAAAUGCCUAUGACUCCCUCAAAGCAUGCCCCAUUGCGUUUGAGCACCCAGCAUCCCUUCAGCAGCUCAGGGGGUUCGGCCCCAAGCUCUGCGAGCGCCUCGAGGACAAACUCAAGGUUCACUGCCAACAGAAUGGACUGCCGAUGCCCCAACAUCCUCGACUGCGAAGAGCUAACGACAGGACUUUGAACGAGCAAGCUGGAGAUAACACAGCCUCAAGGCCCAAGAAAGCGAGGCAGCCCAAGGCCUACGUCCCUUCAUUUCGUUCGGGAGCCUACGCCUUGAUAGUGGGCCUCUCGGAUCUCCCUGAGGAUGCAUCGUCUAGCUUGACCAAAGCAGAGCUCAUCGAGGCCGCCCAGCCGCAUUGUGACGCCUCGUUCACUGCACCUAGUGACCCCACAAAGUUUUAUACCGCCUGGAGCUCGAUGAAGACGCUGAUGCAAAAGGAACUCGUCUACGAGAGAGGACGACCUCUGCGCCGAUAUGCCCUGACGGACGAGGGAUGGGCCGUCGCAAAGCGGAUCAAGGAGACUUCUCUGUGGCAGGGGGAAAAUGGCGUCAAUGAGCCAUCUGAAACAAGACCAGGGCCGCAACCGUCAGCCGCAGUGGCAGUGGCGGAUGAAGUCGUGAUCCUGGAUGAAGACGACCCCCCACCCAUUAUCGACGAGCCUUCGUUCUAUCAUAAUGUUGUCUCGGACGGCCCUAUUGUGUUAGAGGGUGAUGAUCUGCCAAGCUUCACGCCGAUCAGGAUCCCUCCUGGGUCUUUCACCGUCCAGUUGGUCCUCGACGUCCGAGAGGUUAGAGCGAAAACAGACCGUGAUUACAUGCAGGAGGAGCUGGUCAAGCAGGGGGUCAAGCCGAUCAUGCGGAGCUUGGAGCUUGGCGAUGUCCAAUGGGUUGCCAAAUGCAACGAUCCUACGCUGUUGGCGAGACACGGCGCCGAAGGAGACGAAAUCGUGCUGGACUGGAUCGUGGAGAGAAAACGCCUGGAUGACUUGAUCGGGAGUAUCAAAGACGGCCGGUUCCACGAGCAAAAGUUUCGGCUCAACAGGUCUGGCGUGAGAAAGGUCAUCUAUCUCAUUGAGGAAAUCUCCAUGGACACCGCCGCUUAUCAGAGAUAUGAAGAAGCAGUGCAGUCAGCCAUUGCGUCGACACAAGUGGUUAAUGGCUACUUUGUAAAGCGAACACAAAAGAUUGACGACACCAUCAAGUAUCUGGCGAGGCUCACUGCGAUGCUCAAGCGCCGAUACGAAAGCAAACACCUAAAUGUCAUCCCGACCAGGGUCAUCACCGCACAGAAUUACCAGCGCCUGCUUCAGCACCUCCGCGAAAGAGAGCCGUCAGUUGGAUACCACGUUACUUAUCCUGCUUUUGCGUCACUGGCGUCCAAAUCAGAGACGAUGACGCUCAGGGACGUCUUUCUCAAGAUGCUCAUGACCACCAAAGGGCUCACGGGAGAGCGAGCGCUCGAGAUACAGCGCAAAUGGAACACACCUUACGAAUUUGUCAAGGCAUUCCACGCCUGUGGCACGGGCGAACAAGGCACGAAGCGGAAGAGGGAGCUUGUAGCCAGUGAAUUGAGCCACUUGGUUGGUCGAAGAAAGAUCACCAAGCAGCUGAGUCACAAAAUCGCCGAGGUCUGGGGCGACGCUUAG